This is a messenger RNA of Malurus melanocephalus (red-backed fairy wren), 618 nucleotides long. RefSeq names its product ventral anterior homeobox 1 (gene VAX1). Gene Ontology annotation, biological process: central nervous system development; brain development; neuron differentiation. Lineage: Eukaryota; Metazoa; Chordata; Aves; Passeriformes; Maluridae. The record is from RefSeq and is a predicted model, not a curated record. The transcript is spliced from 4 exons. Gene Ontology annotation, molecular function: DNA binding. Bases 1 to 618 code for a protein of 205 amino acids.
AUGUUUGGGAAACAAGACAAAAUGGACGUUAGAUGCAGUUCAGAGACUGAAGCUAACCGGGUCUCGAAGAACGGACAUAAAGAGGGCAAGGAAAGCAAAGGGUCUGAAGGAAAUAUUUCUACUUCUUUUUUGAAGGAUCAGCAAGGGACUUUUUCUGCCUCUGCAGCUACGGAAGGUUGUAAUAAAAGUAAAUCUAGUUCGGCUGAUCCGGACUAUUGCAGGAGGAUCCUAGUUAGAGCUUUCCCGGGGUGCCCUUCCCCGGGGGGAUCCCUCGGGGGGCCGCGGCUCUGCCCCGCGGGUCGGGCGCGCUCCUUCCGCGCCCGCGCAUCCCUCCCGCAGCCGGGCGCGUACGAUGGUGCGGGGCUGCGGGCAAAAAGGCUCUCUCGGAGGGCAGAGGUUCUUUCUGUCAAGGUCUGGUUCCAGAACCGGCGCACCAAGCAGAAGAAGGACCAGGGCAAAGACUCGGAGCUGCGAUCGGUGGUGUCCGAGACCGCCGCCACCUGCAGCGUCCUGCGGCUGCUGGAGCAAGGCCGGCUGCUGUCCCCGCCGGGGCUGCCCGGCCUCCUGCCGCCCUGUGCCACCGGCGCGCUGGGCUCGGCGCUACUCAGUGAUUUCUAA